AUGGUCUGGCACGGGGACCCGCAGGGGCAGGUGGGCAGCUGCCUCCCACGGCAACAGUUCAACACCAAACCUAAUCAAUUCAUGUGCUUCUCCACCAACUACCUCGGCCAUCUGUCCGGACCUGAACUACACACCACACAGGAACACAGCAGCGCUACGAUGUUCACUCCGCUUUACCCAGCCUCCCCCAGUCACCCCAGUCUCUACCUGCCUGCCCCUAUCUUCCCCCAGCCUCCCCCAGUCUCCCCCAGCCUCUACCUGCCUGCCCCUAGCUUUACCCAGCCUCCCCCAGUCUCCCCAGUCUCUACCUGCCUGCCCCUAGCUUCCCCCAGCCUCCCCCAAUCUCCCCAGUCUCUACCUGCCUGCCCCUAUCUUUACCCAGCCUCCCCCAGUCUCCCCAGUCUCUACCUGCCUGCCCCUAGCUUCCCCCAGCCUCCCCCAGUCUCCCCCAGUCUCUACCUGCCUGCCUCUAGCUUCCCCAUGCCUCCCCCAGUCUCCCCCAGCCUCUACCUGCCUGCCCCUAGCUUUACCCAGCCUCCCCCAGUCUCCCCCAGCCUCUAUCUGCCUGCCCCUAGUUUCACCCAGCCUCCCCCAGUCUCCCUCAGCCUCUACCUGCCUGCCCCUAGCUUCCCCCAGCCUCCCCCAGUCUCCCCCAGCCUCUAUCUGCCUGCCCCUAGUUUCACCCAGCCUCCCCCAGUCUCCCCCAGACUCUACCUGCCUGCCCCUAGCUUCACCCAGCCUCCCCCAGUCUCUACCUGCCUGCCCCUAGCUUCACCCAGCCUCCCCCAGUCUCCCCCAGUCUCUACCUGCCUGCCCCUAGCUUCCCCCAGCCUCCCCCAGUCUCACCCAGUCUCUACCUGCCUGCCCCUAGCUUCCCCCAGCCUCCCCCAGUCUCUCCCACUUCACCCAGCCUCCCCCAGUCUCCCCAGUCUCUACCUGCCUGCCCCUAGCUUUACCCAGCCCCCCCCCCCAGUCUCCCCAGUCUCUACCUGCCUGCCCCUAUCUUCCCCCAGCCUCCCCCAGGCUCCCCCAGCCUCUACCUGCCUGCCCCUAGCUUCACCUAGCCUCCCCCAAUCUCCCCAGUCUCUACCUGCCUGCCCCUAUCUUUACCCAGCCUCCCCCAGUCUCCCCAGUCUCUACCUGCCUGCCCCUAGCUUCCCCAUGCCUCCCCCAGUCUCCCCCAGCCUCUACCUGCCUGCCCCUAGCUUUACCCAGCCUCCCCCAAUCUCCCCAGUCUCUACCUGCCUGCCCCUAGCUUCCCCCAGCCUCUACCUGCCUGCCCCUAGUUUCACCCAGCCUCCCCAAUCUCCCCCAGCCUCUACCUGCCUGCCCCUAGCUUCCCCCAGUCUCCCCCAGUCUCCCCCAGUCUACCCCAGUCUCUACCUGCCUGCCCCUAGCUUCACCCAGCCUCCCCCAGUCUCUACCUGCCUGCCCCUAGCUUCACCCAGCCUCCCCCAGUCUCCCCCAGUCUCUACCUGCCUGCCCCUAGCUUCCCCCAGCCUCCCCCAGUCUCCCCCAGUCUCUACCUGCCUACCCUUAGCUUCACCCAGCCUCCCCCAGUCUCUACCUGCCUGCCCCUAG
Molecule: messenger RNA, 1581 nt
Organism: Oncorhynchus mykiss (rainbow trout)
Lineage: Eukaryota; Metazoa; Chordata; Actinopteri; Salmoniformes; Salmonidae
Source: RefSeq, a predicted model, not a curated record